ACAGCAAAUGCAGUCGAAACUGGUAGUUGAUAAAUCUGUAGCAUACACACAGUAAGGUCCGAAAGCCAGGUAUCACUGGGGACUUGUGACUUGCAUUUUGAUUUAAUGCGACUUGCUUUGAAUUGAGUGAAAAGUUAUACUGAAAGGACACUGGCCAUCUCGAGCUGCUAUGGAUUAGUAGGUGCAAAACUUAUUUAUUUAUGUAAUUCCAUUGCCAACAUGACUUAAAAGGUACUUGUGCAGUGCAAAUGAGUUAUGGUCAGUGUCACAGAGUGAAACUUAUGUAACGGUGUGCUUUUUAUUCUCAUUAUUUUUAAUACUGUAAAACUUCCUGUAUAUAUCCAGUUUAAUUGCAUUUUGAAUCCCAGAUUCGUCGGUGUGCUCUUAUAUACUUAAUAAUACACAUUUAUCAGAUGCUUAAGAAACGCAUUUUUAUAGUCGUUUUCUCACACUGCGUUCACCAUUGGGCUGCGAACUGCACUGUCUUGAUGACGUAGCGCGCAACUUCCAGUGACGUUCUCGGUGUUGUUGGCGCGAGUAAACACACUGGUGAAGUUCUGAGGAGCUUUGCAUAAACCAGCUCUGUCAAUCUCUGCAACUCGGCUAGGCCUUUGUGGCCAUGCGCUCGAAAAGCGCGUGAAACAUCGUCAAACCGAGACGCGGAUAUGUCGGUUUAAUCGAUGCAAGACCGCGGUAUUUUGGCCAGUUUGCUGAAGCGCUCGGCUGCCUGUACACAACACCAUGUUAGUGAAUGCAACGCGGGGUUUCCUGUGGUCGGACAUGGAGACCAGGGCGCUGUUGAAUAUCUGGGGUGAACACGACGUGCAGACGGCUCUGGACGGAAACUUUCGGAACAGCCACGUAUACCGGGACAUCGCGAACCGCCUGUGCGAGUUGGGCUUCGAUCGGACACCAGACCAAUGCAGGAUACGGGUUAAGAGCUUAAAGAGGCAGUAUUAUCAGGCGAAGGAGGGAUCCAAGAAAAAUGGGCAGUACCACAAGAUGUGCAAGUUCUACGACGAAAUGGAGAGUAUAUUGAGCAAUAGAUCCCUAGUAGAGAGGCAUGACAUUGAUAGUGUUGCUGUUGGAGGAGAUGAAACGAUGGAUGAAGAUGCUGAGAGUGCUGAACUGUUGCACGACACUCAGAUGGAUGGCAGUGGUGAAUGCUCCUUUAUGGAGCAUCAAGUGAAAACUGAAUAUCCAUCCUUCCCCAUUCCGGUGACAGUGGGUGGCAUGAGUUCCUUUCCAGCUAAACCGAGCAACCCGCCCAAGGCGAACGCAGCCUCGUCAUCCACUAGCAGGCCACGGCGGAGCAAGAAACGGUUUGCCAACAUGUCGCUGGAGAAGCUGAUGGAGAAGUUUUUGGAACAGAGCAUGGAAGCGGAAGAGAACUUUUACAGGCUCGAGGAGCAGCGUCUUCAGGCAGAGGAUAAGCGCAGAGAGGAAGAACAUUCCAGAGAGUUGCAGAUGCUUCAGAUGCUGGGCCAGAUUUUCACGGGCAUCAGCACGGCCUCUUCUGUACCACCACACCCUCCGCAACCAACCGGUAUCCCCCAAAGUAACCCUACCGUAUCCCUCUUGCAUCCUUCUGUUGGAAAUCGUAACCGUCCCACUGCCUUGACUGAGUUUGCCAGCCACAGCCAACCAGCUGGCCCAGGUCUGCUCAUGGAUGAGGGUGACGUUGAAUUCAUAGAGCGCUCCUUCUCCCUGGGCACAACUGCGAUGGACAACGUCUUACCUCUUGUAAAAAACACAAUUCCUCAGCUGACGUCCAAAAAACACAAGGGUCAGGAUGGGCGUAUUGGAAUCAUUGGUGGAUGUCAAGAGUACACGGGAGCACCUUAUUUUGCAGCUAUCUCGGCUUUAAAAGCAGGAGCUGAUCUGUCUCAUGUAUUCUGUACCAAAGAGGCAGCCCCAGUGAUCAAGUCCUACAGUCCAGAACUCAUCGUUCAUCCAGUACUAGACAGUCCUAAUGCUGUAGAGGAGAUCGAGAAAUGGCUACCAAGACUUCACAGUCUGGUUGUUGGUCCGGGCCUUGGAAGGGAGGAUAUGCUUUUAAAGAAUGCAAAGGAGAUUAUAGAGCGGUCAAAACUCAGAAGCAUCCCAAUCAUCAUAGAUGCUGAUGGACUUUGGUUAGUGGCAAAAGAACCAUCAGUUAUUCAAGGAUAUCAGAAAGGCAUCCUCACACCUAACGUUAUGGAGUUUAGUCGUCUGUAUGAAGCCAUGCACCACGAGCCCCUGGAUAGCAACGACCACAAGAGAAGCGCACAGCAACUAAGCAUCGCCAUGGGUAACCUAACCUUGGUUUUAAAGGGAGAGGAGGACAUCAUUACUGACGGAAAAAACAUGCUUAAGUGUAGUCAGGAAGGCAGUGGACGCCGUUGUGGGGGACAGGGAGAUCUGCUUUCUGGCUCUUUGGGAGUCUUUGCGCAUUGGGCAUUCAGCUCAUCCACAGAUGCAACUAAAGGCAUGAAUCCCUCACUGGUGGCUGCAUUUGGUGCUACUUCUCUAACAAGGCAAUGUAAUCGUCAGGCGUUCCACAAACAUGGCAGAUCUACGACCACCUCUGACAUGAUCCAGGAGAUAAGCAGCUCUUUCAAGAAGUUGUUUGAAAGCUGAAUGACAUAGUCCACACUCUUGUCUGUUUAAUAUUACAUAAAGGUCUGGAAGUCAAUGCUACUCCAAAUAAAUUAAGUGAAGUACAUUGUUGAUCAUCUAAAAUCAUUGUUGAUUUUUUCCUUUUAGUUAUAAAGUGCCUCUUGUAGUUUUGCAAUACACUAUCAACUGCCUGUCCAUUUUCUUGUCUGUGUGGUGGGAAAGACCUCAAUAAAUGUCAUACACUGUUUUUUAUAAACACA
This is a messenger RNA of Triplophysa dalaica, 2858 nucleotides long. RefSeq names its product NAD(P)HX dehydratase (gene naxd). NCBI's taxonomy places the organism in Eukaryota, Metazoa, Chordata, Actinopteri, Cypriniformes, Nemacheilidae. Gene Ontology annotation, biological process: metabolite repair. Gene Ontology annotation, molecular function: ATP-dependent NAD(P)H-hydrate dehydratase activity. The record is from RefSeq and is a predicted model, not a curated record. The transcript has 11 exons. Bases 742 to 2619 code for a protein of 625 amino acids.